Messenger RNA from Brenthis ino (lesser marbled fritillary), 981 nucleotides. The record is from the annotation of a GenBank genome assembly. Lineage: Eukaryota; Metazoa; Arthropoda; Insecta; Lepidoptera; Nymphalidae.
AUGUUCAUCCGUGAUGAAGUUACUAAUGUAUUUGCCUCAGCUUGUAUGCCACUUAGAAAGUGGAAAUCGAACGAAUCUAAAUUAAUAUCUGGAUCCUUUCAGUCGCCAUUAGAUUUAAGCAUGGGAUCGGUUGAGCCUAAUAAACUAUUAGGACUUGACUGGUUCACUAAUUCUGAUGAACUAGGUUUUUUAAUAGGUUCUAAGAUACUUGAAGGCAACACUAAACGUGAUUUGUUUUCAGCGAUUGCGCGCAUUUUUGACCCUUUAGGUCUAUUAUCUCCUUUUGUUGUUUCUAUGAAAAUGAUGUUGCAAAAAAUGUGGUUAGAUAAACUUUCAUGGGAUGAACCUUUAACUCAAGAAUAUAUUACAAGCUGGGAUGCUCUUGUCAAAGCUUUGCCUCUUUUGAAUCAAUUUAGAAUUCCCCGACUUGUUAUAAAAGAUUCAUUUAAGGCGUUAGAAUUACAUAUAUUCACGUAUGCAUCUGAGGGAGCGUAUGGUGCGUGCGCUUACGUCCGUUCUAUCGAUGGUAACAGAGCUCGAAUUUAUGAAAAGAUCAUAAACUCACUUCGGGUAAACUUCGACAGAGUUUAUUGUUGGACUGACUCGACUAUCGUAUUGGGAUGGUUACAGAUGUUGCCUUCUAAGCUUCAACCAUUUGUACGCAAUCGCGUUGCUGAAGUUUUAGACAAGGCGGGAAGUUGUAACUGGCAGCACGUCCCAACUGAUAAAAACCCAGCAGAUCUAAUAUCUCGUGGCGUGGAUAUUAGUACCUUGCAAGGUUCAGAUUUAUGGUGGCAUGGUCCUGAUUUUUUGAAUAAAGAUCCGUUCAACUAUCCUUCUAAACUUAAAUUUUUAAAUUUCGACACAUUGCCCGGAACUCGAGCUCAUGUUGCGUUAAGUAUUAAAACUGAAAAUAUACAUUCAAAAGACAGUACUUUCAUAAAUUUCAAAUUUCAAAUUAUUUACGACUUAUUCGUUGCG